Messenger RNA from Malania oleifera, 1986 nucleotides. RefSeq names its product probable trehalose-phosphate phosphatase F. The record is from RefSeq and is a predicted model, not a curated record. Lineage: Eukaryota; Viridiplantae; Streptophyta; Magnoliopsida; Santalales; Ximeniaceae. Gene Ontology annotation, molecular function: trehalose-phosphatase activity. Gene Ontology annotation, biological process: trehalose biosynthetic process. The transcript has 14 exons. The coding region runs from base 419 to 1579 and encodes 386 amino acids.
UCCCCUCUGCUCUCUCAUUUCUCCUCUGUAACCCCUCUUUCUCAUUCUCGUUUUCUCGCUCUCUCUGCCACUUCCUUCCUUCCUUCAUUGUCGGUUGAAGUCCUGAAGGUGCUUCUGAUCCAAUAUUUGCGUUUCGAGGAUCUGCUUAAUUUCUGAACCCGUGAUUCAGAUAAUGUUCAGUCACUUGGAAUAAAUGCAGUGUAGUUUUGGAGAUGUGAAGUUUUCAGGUAGCCUGUGCUUGAUGGACUGCUCACCCAGCAGCAGUGACAAGAAAACUUUGAAGAGGUGGUUUUUCAUAGACAAAAGGGUUGGCUAAACAUAUCUGCAGUUUGGUGUACAAAAAUCUCCGUUCAAACAAGCGGCAGAUAUCUAUUAUAUCUUUAUCCUUACACAAACCUUUGCAACUGAUCUGGAUCCGAUGGACAUGAAGUCAAACCACGCUUCUCCUGUUCUCACUGAUCCUGCACCAAUAAACAAGUCAAUGCGAGGAAUCCAUUCUAGUCUGUUGCCAUACUCACAUUCAGGUGCAUCUUUGUCCUCUGCGAUGCAUAUAACAAUUCCGAGAAAAAAGCCUGGUAAGCUUGAUGAUGUCUGGUCCAAUGGUUGGUUGGAUGCCAUGAAAUCCUCUUCGCCUCCUCACAAGAAGUUAAUUAAAGAUUUCAAUCUUGAGGUUGCUUCAGAUGAUGCUGAGAUUGCCUAUUUUUCCUGGAUGCUUAAGUAUCCAUCAGCGCUCAACUCUUUUGAGCAAAUUGCAAACUUUGCGAAGAACAAGAAAAUAGCAAUGUUUUUGGAUUAUGAUGGGACUCUUUCGCCGAUUGUUGAUGACCCUGACCGUGCUUUUAUGUCAAAUGCUAUGCGAUCUGCUGUGAGAAAUGUUGCGAAGUAUUUCCCCACAGCAAUUAUCAGUGGAAGAAGCCGUGAUAAGGUUUAUGAGUUGGUAGGUCUAACUGAACUCUAUUAUGCUGGUAGUCAUGGGAUGGACAUUAUGGGCCCCAUCAAGCAUGUAGUGUCCAAUGACCAUCCAAAGAGUAUUAAAUCUACUGACCAGCAGGACAAGACGGUAAAUCUUUUCCAGCCUGCUAGUGAAUUUUUGCCUAUGAUUGAUGAGGUUUUUAGAACCCUUGUCGAGAAUACUAGGGGAAUUUCAGGUGCAAAAGUUGAGAAUCACAAGUUUUGUGCCUCUGUACAUUAUCGUAAUGCAGAUGAGAAGAGUUGGCCAAUGAUUGCACAAUGCGUGCAUGAUAUUCUAAAAGAUUACCCUCGUCUGCGUUUAACUCAUGGGCGGAAGGUUUUAGAGAUCCGUCCCGCAAUUGACUGGAAUAAGGGGAAAGCAGUCGAAUUCCUGCUUGAAUCACUUGGACUAAGUCAAAGUGAUGAUGUGCUCCCGAUCUUUAUUGGAGACGACAGGACAGAUGAAGAUGCAUUCAAGGUUUUACGGGGUGGAAAUCAUCGGGGUUAUGGAAUUCUCGUAUCAUCGGUCCCGAAAGAAACUAAAGCAUUCUACUCUCUCAGAGAUCCAUCAGAGGUGAUGGAAUUUAUGAAAUCCCUGGUGAGGUGGAAGAAGCUUUGUGCAUUAUGAUACGAAGCAUCCCUAAAAGAAAGAGAGGAGCACAGAGUCCAUCUGUGUAUAUAGAUUAGUAUAUAUAGAUAGAUAUAUGCUAUUCUAAGUUUCGUCCUUUGUAAUAAAAUCAGCCCAGUGGGAGUCCCACCGCUGCAUUAUUAAUCUGCAAUCUGAGUAAACUCUUUUAUUUUUCCCUAAAUUAUAUCAUUGGUUGCAUUUAUUUUUUAAAAUUAUUAGUUGUAAUAUCGUUAUUAUUGGUUUUUUUUUUUUUAAUAUGAAAGUCUAUGUAAAAGCGGUUCUUCCCCCAAAGGCUCAAGCUGAGGGGGUGCUAAUUUCCUCUCGGAUUUCAAUUGAUUAUUUGAUUUUUUUGUUUAGUAUUUAUUGUAAUGUAUUUAUCUAUUAAUGCAAAACUGUUCUCUGUUUUU